UACCUCCGUUGGGGAAAUGUGACAGUUUAAAAAGAGUGGCAUCACUGACCUCUCCACAUCAGUGAAGCUCAGUGCGUUCUCUCUUAUUUGGAACCAUGUCAUUUGUGAACACUCUUAAACAGUGGGAUGAGUCGGUGGCCUGUUUUGAACGGGGAGACUCUACAGCUGCCCUUGAAACAUUUAUUGACAUCCAGGAAAAGAACUCCAAAAUAUUUUUCAACAUUGGCUGCAUUCAUUUGAUCAACAAGGACCUAGAUGAAGCUGAGAAGGCUUUCGACGGCAGCAUCGGAAAAGAUCAACACUUGGCAGUUGCAUUCUUUCAAAGGGGACUGACAUUCUACAAAAAAGAGAGGUUUGAGGAGUCUUUUGCAGAUUUUCAAAAUGCCUUUAGGGAGUUGAGAGGGAACCAGCUGAUUGACUACAAACCUCUUGGUCUGAGAUACAAAUUAUAUGCUUGUGAGGUACUUCACAAUAUGGCUCUGGUAAAUGCUCAGCUGGGUCUGUGGGAGAAAGCCAAGGAGCACCUUUUAACCGCCCUGAACCUCAAGACAGAGGCCAAGCUCAGCCUAAUUGACAAAGCCCUGGAGUGCCUCCUGAAGCAGAAGCUGUUUCAGCCAGUGGAGAUGUCUCAGAAAGUGCUGUUCAAGCCAAACAAAAACUAUGUGGCCGAACUAGAAAAGAAAGACUACCUGGGAAAGGCCAAGGUUGUUGCAUCCAUCAUUGACAAGGAUGAGUUCUCCGGCUUUGCUCCUUUACAGCCACAGGUUGAUGAGGUCCCUGCCACACCAAAGGUUCCAGAGGUUAUGAGGGCUCUGGAGGGUGAGCCUCAUACCGUCCUCUUCGAGUUUGUCCCUGAGACAAGUGACGAGUUAGCCGUGGUGCCUGGCAACAUCGUCUUUGUGCUGCAAAAAGGAGCAGACAACUGGGCAUCAGUCAUUUUCAAUGAGCGAAGGGGCCUUGUUCCUUAUAAUUACCUGGAGCGCUUGGAAAUAACCUUAUCAUCCAAGCAAGAUAAGGAUGAGACAAACAAAGAUGACAUCCCAGCACCACCUCGCCGAGAGCCACCAAACAGACCUCAAAGAAAAUCUGCUUUUGUUCCUGAAAAUCUGAAAACCAAGGACACAGCAAAUGAGAUCGAUGAAUCAGGGGACUCUUCAAAGUGUAUAGUGAAAGUGCAUUUUAAAUACACCAUAGCAAUCUCCAUGACUCCUGGACUUGCCUACAUUACCACUCUUAAGACAAUCAGUAACAAACUAGGUGUCCCGGCUACAUCAAUCACCUUGAGCUAUUCCCCAAAGGAUUCUGGUAAAAUUAUAAUUGAUAAGGACACUAGGAUGGAGGACGUUUGGAGCUGUGUCCGCAAUGGUCGUCUUACACUGUGGUGUGAUAUGAAACCGGACUCAAGUGAGCAGCUGCAUAUCCAGACUUACUUGGUUGCUCUUCAUUCAUAUGCCUCUUCAAACCCUGAGGACCUUGAGUUCAAUCAAGGAGAUACCAUCCUACUUCUCUCCAAAGUCAAUGAAGACUGGUUUGAGGGAGAGUGCAAUCAAAAAAUUGGCAUAUUCCCAGCAUCCUUUGUGGAAGAAGUUCAGAUGAAAGAAAUAUAAUGUGAUUCCCUGGAAAUGCUAUAAAACAAGUACUAUGGAGACUUCCAAUUUUAGCAGUAUGGCUGUGGCUCAAUCUAAUCGCAAUUUUUAAAGGAAAUGCUCCAAUAUUUAUCGAGCCCACAUUUCAAGCUGCAUACAUUAUCUCAACUACAUACGUGGACCAAGUGUGACUAUAUCCUGGCCAAUAGGUACCACCAACCAUAAUAAAAUGUACAAAAACUGUUUGUGCAGUCAGAUAUACCGGUAACCAUCCAAAUAAAAGAAACACCACAAGAGCCGCCGGGACAGCUUCAGUGAUCCGUGACAUGAAUUAUGUACAGAUUGGGAAUAAAUUCAGAUGUACCUGUAUAUUUAUGUUGAAGGAAAGAAUUAGGUCAAAAAUAUCAGUAAGCCAUAGCCUAACAUCAGAUCAGUACCAUUUUUACCGAAUGGAUAACCAGGCUGAAACAUGCCAAAAAUAAGUAAUUGUCUCUACAUGCCAAAAUGUUUAAUUUAAUAAUAUUUAUAUGUACCUUACCAUUUGUCAGUUCUAUUUGACCUUGUUCGAUAAGAAGUGAAUAUUUCCACAGUAGUAACAGUCUACAUAUUGGUCUUUAGGUUUGUAUCGACUUGUUCACAUUUUCAAACUGUUGUCGUGAUUCACAAUAUUUAUCGAUUAGCUGAACACAAAGUUCAUCCUAACCAGGGAGAAGUACAGCAUCUGAGGUUUGUUUCAGUUAGCCAUCAUUUUGAAUAUACAAACCGUAAAAUAAGGAAAUGCAGAGCAAUUUGCAGACCAGUACACUUGAAAUUUGGGGUAAUAGCCUUACACUUCUCUGUAGGUAUUUUGUCAGAAAUAUUGCCUAUAUGCAGUGGGACAGUGCACAUACAUUCAGAUUUUUAAAAGAUGUACCUACUGUAAGUCAGGAUUGCUUUACACUCAUGAACUGUACUAAUGUAAUAUUAUUAUUAAAAGUAUUGACCAAAUGUAUUACUUUAUUUUAAAAAAAUCUUAGUGUAAUGCAGUAGUAAGUUUAAAAUUAUUUGUAUCUGCUUGAAAAAAAAAUCUGUUCUGCAUGUCUUUUUGUUACAAAUAAAACAUUUGGUGUGGCAUAGUCA
Molecule: messenger RNA, 2705 nt
Organism: Esox lucius (northern pike)
Lineage: Eukaryota; Metazoa; Chordata; Actinopteri; Esociformes; Esocidae
Gene: ncf2
Product: neutrophil cytosolic factor 2
Exons: 15
Coding region: 96-1607 (503 amino acids)
Biological process (GO): respiratory burst; superoxide anion generation; phagocytosis
Cellular component (GO): NADPH oxidase complex
Molecular function (GO): superoxide-generating NADPH oxidase activator activity; protein binding
Source: RefSeq, a predicted model, not a curated record